UCUGGUUCUUUAUUCUCGGCAGCUGCAGUCACAUGAAGCUCACAGCUGAAGGAGGAAUCAGGUGAACAGACAGGCAGACAGACAGGCAGACAGACAGACAGGAGAGAUGCAGGUGGUGGCGUUGUGUUGCGUCCUGUUCUCUCUGCUGGGAGGCGGUGAUGCCGCUCCGGCUGCAGACGAGGUGACCUACCUGCCCGGUCUGCAGAAACAGCCCAGCUUCAAACAGUAUUCUGGAUACCUGAGUGUGGCCGAUGGGAAACACCUGCACUACUGGUUCGUGGAGUCCCAGAAUGACCCGUCCGCUGACCCGGUGGUGCUGUGGUUGAAUGGCGGCCCCGGCUGCAGCUCUCUGGACGGACUGCUGACGGAACACGGACCCUUCCUGGUCCAGGACGACGGAGCGACGCUGCAGAACAACGAGUACUCCUGGAACAAGAUUGCCAACAUGUUGUACCUGGAGUCUCCAGCAGGGGUCGGCUUCUCGUACUCUGACAAUAAGAACUACGUCACCAACGACACUGAGGUAUCGAUGAACAACUACCUGGCUCUGAAGGAGUUCUUCCGUCUGUUUCCGGAGUUCAGCAAGAACGCGUUUUUCCUGACCGGUGAGAGUUACGGAGGAAUCUACAUCCCGACGCUCGCCGAGAGGGUGAUGGAGGACGCCAGUCUGAACCUGCAGGGCAUUGCCGUGGGAAACGGGAUGUCCAGUUACGAGAUGAACGAUAACUCUCUGGUGUACUUCGCCUACUACCACGGCCUGCUGGGAAGUCAACUGUGGACCGAGCUGCAGACGUACUGCUGCAGCGACGGGAAGUGCGACUUCUACAACAACCAGAACAAGAACUGCUCCGACAGCCUGGGUGAGGUUCAGGACAUCGUCUACAGUUCGGGUCUCAACAUGUACAACCUGUACGCUCCUUGCCCAGGUGGAGUACACGAGAGAUUCGGUAUUGAACGAGGCCAGCUGGUGAUCAGAGAUCUGGGGAACUCGUUCAUCAACCAUCAGUUGACUCAGCUGUGGAACCAGAAGUUGAGAGGUCUGGCGUCUCUACACCUGUCCGUCCGUCUGGACCCCCCCUGCACUAACUCCACCCCCUCCUCCCUCUACCUGAACAACCCCCACGUCAAAACUGCUCUGCACAUCAGCCCCAAGGCCCUGGACUGGGUCAUCUGCAGCUCUGAGGUGAAUCUGAAUUACGGUCGUCUCUACCUGGACGUCAGGAAGCAGUACCUGAAGCUGCUCAGUGCUCUGAAGUACCGGGUCCUGGUGUACAACGGGGAUGUGGACAUGGCCUGUAACUUCAUGGGGGACGAGUGGUUCGUCGAGUCUCUGAACCUGCAGGUGGAGGUUCAGAGGCGUACGUGGCUCUACGAUGAUGAGGACGGUCCGCAGGUCGGAGGCUUCGUCAAAGAGUUUGACAACCUCGCCUUCCUCACUGUGAAGGGUUCCGGUCACAUGGUUCCAUCCGACAAACCAAUCGCGGCCUACGCCAUGUUCACCAGAUUCAUUCAGAAAAAACCCUACUAACCUCUGACCCCCGACUCUGUUUGGGCUCUUCGCGCUGCUGCACUUUGAUUUGAUCUGAUUUUUCUUUCUUCUCACUGCCAGCCAAUCAGCACAGCCCUGCUUUGUGUUGCCUGGCAACCAGGUUAUUUUUUGCAGGAAAUGAAACUUCUCUAUAUCACGUCAAUCUGUACUGGUGAUACGUCGCCAUUGGAGCGAGCACUGCCGUCAUGUUUUGAAUGUGAAACUUUUGGUGUUUUGUUUGUUUUUGAUAAAGGGAAAGAAAAAAAUAAAGUUUAUCUUUAACUGAC
This is a messenger RNA of Anoplopoma fimbria (sablefish), 1815 nucleotides long. It is a transcript of the gene ctsa, whose product is annotated as cathepsin A. The transcript has 14 exons. Bases 107 to 1528 code for a protein of 473 amino acids. Gene Ontology annotation, molecular function: serine-type carboxypeptidase activity. NCBI's taxonomy places the organism in Eukaryota, Metazoa, Chordata, Actinopteri, Perciformes, Anoplopomatidae. Gene Ontology annotation, biological process: proteolysis. The record is from RefSeq and is a predicted model, not a curated record.